AUGGCAAAGAUACCAGCUGUCGGCAUAGAUCUUGGCACGACCUACUCGUGCGUCGGUGUGUUCCAGCACGGAAAGGUGGACAUUAUUGCUAAUGAUCAGGGAAACCGGACCACCCCGUCCUACGUGGCAUUCACCGACUCGGAACGGUUGAUUGGCGAUGCUGCCAAGAACCAGGUGGCCAUGAAUCCAAACAACACCAUUUUUGAUGCAAAGCGCUUAAUUGGUCGUAAAUUUGACGACCCCACAGUACAGAGCGACAUGAAACAUUGGCCGUUUGAAGUCAUCAGUGACGGUGGCAAACCGAAGCUACAGGUAGAAUAUAAGGGUGAGAAGAAAUCUUUCUUCCCGGAGGAAGUCUCGUCCAUGGUUCUGACCAAGAUGAAGGAAACGGCCGAAGCGUACCUGGGCAAAAGCAUCGCCAAUGCAGUCAUUACCGUUCCGGCCUACUUUAACGACUCGCAGCGUCAGGCAACGAAGGAUGCCGGUGCGAUCGCCGGAUUGAAUGUGCUGCGUAUCAUCAACGAACCGACGGCGGCGGCCAUUGCGUACGGUUUGGACAAGAAGGGAUCCGGCGAGCGAAAUGUGCUGAUCUUCGAUCUGGGCGGUGGCACUUUCGACGUUUCGAUCCUUACCAUUGAGGAUGGCAUUUUUGAGGUCAAGUCCACGGCCGGCGAUACUCACCUUGGUGGUGAAGACUUUGACAACCGCAUGGUGUCCCACUUUGUGGAAGAGUUCAAGCGCAAGCACAAGAAGGACAUUACGAGCAACAAGCGUGCCCUGCGCCGGCUGCGUACGGCGUGCGAGCGGGCAAAGCGUACUCUUUCCGCGUCGACCCAAGCCAGCAUCGAGAUUGACUCAUUGUUCGAGGGUAUCGAUUUUUACACUUCCAUCACGAGAGCUCGCUUCGAGGAGCUUAACUCGGAUCUGUUCCGCGACACGAUGGAACCGGUAUCGAAGGCACUGCGCGAUGCGAAGAUGGAUAAGGCAAGCAUUCACGACAUUGUGCUCGUUGGUGGUUCGACCCGUAUUCCCAAGGUGCAGAAGCUGCUGCAGGACUUUUUCAACGGCAAGGAGCUGAACAAAUCCAUCAAUCCGGAUGAGGCCGUUGCGUACGGUGCAGCCGUCCAGGCCGCCAUUCUGCAGGGUGAUACGUCGGAAGCGGUACAGGAUCUGCUGCUGCUGGACGUGACGCCACUCUCGCUGGGCAUUGAAACGGCGGGCGGUGUGAUGACGGUGCUGAUCAAGCGCAACACUACGAUUCCGACGAAACAGACGCAAACAUUUACCACCUACUCGGACAACCAGCCCGGUGUGCUGAUCCAGGUGUUUGAGGGUGAGCGUGCGAUGACGAAGGACAACAAUCUGCUGGGCAAGUUCGAGCUGAGCGGAAUUCCGCCCGCACCGCGUGGCGUGCCCCAGAUUGAGGUAACGUUCGAUAUCGAUGCGAACGGCAUCAUGAACGUGUCGGCCAUCGAAAAGUCCACCAACAAGGAGAACCGUAUCACCAUCACCAACGACAAGGGUCGCCUCAGCAAGGAGGACAUCGAUCGGAUGGUGAACGAGGCGGAAAAGUUCCGCAACGAGGAUGAGAAGCAGCGGGAAAAGAUUACCGCCAAGAACGCGCUCGAGGCGUACUGCUUCAACAUGAAGUCGACGAUGGAGGACGCGAACAUUAAGGACAAGAUCCCGGACGCGGACAAAACGUUGAUCAUGGACAAGUGUAAUGCCACUAUCGCUUGGCUGGACGGUAACCAGACCGCCGAGAAGGAGGAGUUCGAGCACAAGCAGAAGGAGCUCGAGGCGGUGUGCAAUCCCAUCAUUCAAAAGCUGUACCAGGGAGCGGGUGGUAUGCCGGGUGGUGGUAUGCCCGGUGGUGGCAUGCCCGGUGCAGGUGGUGCUCCACCAACUUCCGGCGCUGGACCGACGAUAGAGGAAGUGGACUAA
Messenger RNA from Anopheles maculipalpis, 1944 nucleotides. Its product is annotated as heat shock 70 kDa protein cognate 4-like. Gene Ontology annotation, biological process: vesicle-mediated transport; cellular response to unfolded protein; protein refolding. The transcript is spliced from 2 exons. Lineage: Eukaryota; Metazoa; Arthropoda; Insecta; Diptera; Culicidae. Gene Ontology annotation, cellular component: cytoplasm; cytosol; plasma membrane. Gene Ontology annotation, molecular function: heat shock protein binding; misfolded protein binding; ATP hydrolysis activity. The coding region runs from base 1 to 1944 and encodes 647 amino acids. The record is from RefSeq and is a predicted model, not a curated record.